UGCCACGUUCUUUCUAAAGUCUCCUUUUGACCAAAAUGGUCUCUAUUUUCCUUCUCCUUACAGUGAGUUCAGAUUUGAAAUACAUAAUAUGAAAUUUUCACAAGGAUCACUCCAAAAAUUUCCUAAAGAAUUUUUUUCAUCAAUUCCAGUUUUCCACUGAUUUCUCUGUUGUUACUUUAGCAGAUCUUUCAUAGAUAACGCCAGGAGUUCUUCCAAGAAAAUCCCCUAUGGUUUAUUCCCGAGUUUUUGAAGAAAUUCGUUGGAAUUCUGUUUUUCCAGAAACCCCUACAAGAAUUUACAAGUUCGUACGUUGAUAUUUUCAGUUAUUAGUGGAAAUUUGUAUUUCUUUGGAUUAUUUUUAUUAUUUUUCUGCUGGUCUGUGUGGUCUCUUUGUUAUUCCUGUUCAGUCUCUUUUUGGUCUCUAUUUUCAAGCACAAGGUCUCUAAACAGGCCUAUUUUAAAGGCACUCAGUCGCUACCCAUUCUGCGUAGCCCCUAGAAAAAAUGUUUUUUUUUUUUUAUUGUUUUCUGACAUUUUAUGUAGAAUUUAUCUCAAUUAUAAGCAUUAAUUCGAGUAAUCUAAAAACAUGAAACAAACGGAAAAUGCAUGAUCUUGUCGCCUAAAACUAUAGAGCUUAAAAGGAUGUUUCCAUGAGUCAAUGGUCCCUUCAAUAUCGACACAUGGAAGUUUCAUUAUUCAUAAAUAAAAAUGGAAUGGUCACAAUUUGGCUAGGAAAAGGGUCAAUCAAGUGAUUCUAAAUGCUUGUAAGAAGCUUAAAGUUAGGAAAAUUCUAACUUUGACCGCUAGUCUUGAAAUAAGUUGAUAAAAACUACAUUUUUCUGGAAGUGUGCCCAUUAUUCUGGAAGUCCCAUUAAUUGCGGGAUUUAAUAUAUCGGCAUACAUUUUAUAACGUCAAUAAAUGUGUCAUCAUUUAUCUAAUUUAUCGGGAAGCUUGCUGUUAUCAAUCAAACUUAAACAUUAAACUGCUCUCCAAUAAUCUCGUCCAAGGCGUUAUCGAUCGACAUGUGACCCGUAUUCCUUACGACAAUAGCUACGUAGACAUUAUACCAAGAUAAUUUGAUCCGGAUCCGCGAUUAUAUUUAAACGUGAUAAAGAGAUAAUCUUUCGAUAAAUUUUCUUUUCGUGGUAUGCGUUUGAGACGUUGAAAUCAAGUCGGUCACAAGCACAGUACAUAUUGUGAAUCAGUCGCUAUCGGAUACCAGGUGAUUCUUGAAGUUAUUCCGGGAAGUUGCGUUCCGUUGUUGUAUGAUCUUUAAUUGGUCCGUCAGAUAUGAGCAUUCAUCAUCAUCACUUUAAGCUGCCGCCUUAUCAGAAGCGUAAAAAUAAUGUAACCGAGCGAAAGAGGCAUUUAUCGCUGAGGAUGUCUGCUGGACAGGAUUAUCCGACCCUGCCGGAAGGGCUUCAACCGAUGGACGAUCAAGUAGCAGGACAUGCGUUCUUCGAUACAGCUGAUAGCGUUGGUCUAUUGAAAUGUUCCGAGGAUGCUUCAGUUCUGAAACCAGCGGGGAAGCUCCUGUGCGGUCUGCGUGAAAUCAAGUUCUACGAGCAAAUACAGACGGCCACAACGGAAACCGAUUUGCUGGCGUUGAAAGAUACCAUUCCUCAGUACCUGGGUCACAUGAAGCUUCCCGUCGAUGGCAAGCUGUACGAGUUCAUCAAACUUUCGGAUUUGACCUACGGAAUGCUGGAACCUUGUAUCAUGGAUGUGAAGAUAGGCUGCCGUACUUGGGACCCUCAGGCGUCGGAAGAGAAGCGAAAGGCAGAGGAGUCGAAAUAUCAAGCUUGCAAGCGAAACCUAGGCUUUUGUAUACCCGGGUUCCAGGUAUAUUCGAUAGCCAAUGGACGGCGGAUGCGUUAUGGCAAGGACUACGGGAAGAAACUCACCGAAGUUACCGUGAAAGAUGCAUUCCGGAAGUUCCUAAACGCCGACAGUGGUCUGUGCCGGCAGUUGUUGAUGCAGUUCCUGUCCGAUCUGUGGACAAUCCAGAAGUGGGCCCGUACCCAAACCAGCUUCCGGCUAUACUCCAGCUCCGUCCUGUUAGUGUACGAUGCUCGUCGUCUCAAGCCAGUAUUGCAGUAUCAAUCGAAAAGUCUGAGUAGCUCUAGUUCUAAGCUUACCAGCUGCAAUACCAGCAGUGGUCCAACUGGCACUGGUACUAGCAGCACGACGAGCAGUCCCCUUGGUGGUCCCAGUUCAACGCCUGGAACACCGACUAGCGGUGAAAUCGAACCGUUGCAGCAUUACUUUAAAAUCCAAAGAAGUCACUCGGCAUUCAAUAACUACGAAGAGGACAUGAAAGCUAUGCGUGAGAAUUACGUUUUUAUGCGAGAUAAUCUAGUCGGAUCGUACGAGACAAAAGUGUGGGCCUCUGCGCGUAUGAUCGAUUUUGCGCACGCAUUUCCCGCAGAGGAGAGCACAAUCGACUCCAACUAUUUGCAAGGCGUGGAGAGUUUGGUGAAAAUAUUUGAGGAUUUCCUGAAGGAUUGUGAACUGGAAAACUCCCCGAAAGGGGGUGUGCCAUAAAUCCCGACGAGGUACGCCGCACAGAACUGAGCCUAAGCAUCAAAGCAAUGAUUUGCGUUUUGCAAUUAGGGUUCCAAAUCUUAACAAUUAAUCGGUUGAAUUGUUGUGUUUAGAUGUAGUUAGUCAUACAAUAGCUAUUUCGCGUUUUAAUCGUGAAAAAAAAACCAAGCACAAGGCACUGAAUCCGAUGCAUUCAGUAUAAUAUAACCCACUCCAUUCAUGUGACAGUGUUUGAGCCUCCCCUACUUACCUAAAUUAUUUUUCGACAUAAAUAUUUCUCUCUUCGAUAUACUGCAUGAGAGUCUCUUUCCGGUUUUCUUUACAAAAUUUGGAAAGGGAAUCGAGUUAUAUAAGCCAUGAUAACAUAUUUAUGCUAUUCGUCACAAAUUACGCUUUAUGUUAACUAUAAAUGUGAGCACAUGCGUGCUUGUACGGAUAUACUUAAUGGUAUAUUAAACACGAUUAUUUAGAAAAAAA
Aedes aegypti (yellow fever mosquito) is the source of this 3022-nucleotide messenger RNA. It is a transcript of the gene Ipk2, whose product is annotated as inositol polyphosphate multikinase. The transcript has 4 exons. Gene Ontology annotation, cellular component: nucleus; cytoplasm. Lineage: Eukaryota; Metazoa; Arthropoda; Insecta; Diptera; Culicidae. Gene Ontology annotation, biological process: inositol phosphate biosynthetic process. The record is from RefSeq and is a predicted model, not a curated record. The coding region runs from base 1292 to 2545 and encodes 417 amino acids. Gene Ontology annotation, molecular function: inositol-1,4,5-trisphosphate 3-kinase activity; inositol tetrakisphosphate kinase activity.